This is a messenger RNA of Ostertagia ostertagi, 645 nucleotides long. The record is from the annotation of a GenBank genome assembly. NCBI's taxonomy places the organism in Eukaryota, Metazoa, Nematoda, Chromadorea, Rhabditida, Trichostrongylidae.
AUGGAGUGUCAUUAUAGCAAUAACGACAAAGCUACCGCAUCCGGGGGAGCCGAUGCGCCAAUACCGAGGAGCCAGGGUAUUGGUGGAAAGACAUUGACUGGCCAAAAAAAGGAAAUCCCACGACUCCUUACACCUAAGUCGAAACUGCGACUUGGAUCGUGGAACGUGCGGACCGCCUUUCACUGCGGUCAGAAAGAAAUCAUCGCAAGGGAGUUGAGCAAGUGCCGGGUUACUGUUGCAGCUUUAUCCGAACUGAGGAUCAGCGGCUGUGGAACGACAAGAGUGCAGGUUCCUGCUACGGACGAUUGGAUGACACUGUACUACUCUGGCGGUCAAGAACAUCGUGAUGGUGUUGGCACGGUUUGCUACGUGGCAGACGUGGCUGUGGUCCUGAUAAGAUUAUAUCAGUGUGGUAUCGUCUCUUAUCUGCAUGACACGCUUAUGCCACGUCAAAUAUACUUCAAAACGAUAUAUGAACCCGCGAUAAUGAUUGUUCUCAUGAUAUCCAAUAUAUGGAGCUUUGUCGUUAGAACAACAUGGUUGAAGUUCCAUCUGGCGCUCCGAUGGACGCUGAUACGACGAUGCUUCCUCAAUUCCAGCAAAAACGAUGCUCCUCGAGCGCUUCUCGGCGUCAACGGCCUCUGA